GUUUUUCUGAACUAUUACAACCUGCUUUUCCUUUUGUUAAAAACAGCAUUUGCCUAAUGAGCAAGGUGGCGAGGUCAUCAAGUGAGUCGGAGGAGCAGCUCUGGAAAACAGAAGAGGAUGACAUGAUAGAAGGUGAUUUAGGGUAUGGCCUCGGAAGAAGACCUGGUGGUAUUUAUGAGGUGGAAGUUUCACAUUUAUUUAGGUCAAGGAAAAGAUCAGAUGGAAGGAGCUUUAGCCCUCCCCCGUUUCCGAGAAAGGGAGAAGAAAGAAGCGGAGCUAUUUUUCAAUAUUCCAAGCAGAAGAGCUUGCAAGAUACAUACCCUGGAGGGUCCAGAAUUUCCAGUUACAGGCGACAAAGUAGCACUGAUUCUAAUUCAGAAUUGUCAAAUGAAGAGUUAAGGCAGCAUCUUCAUGAAACUUUAGAGGAGGUAGAGAUUUUAAAAACUGAACUUGAGGCAUCUCAAAGACAACUUGAAGGUAAAGAGGCAGCAUUGAAAAUUCUUCAAAGCAUGGCAAUACUUGGCAAAGCCACAAGUCACACCCAGGCAGUACUGCAAAAAACUGUGGAACAGAAGAGAUCGCUGGAGAAGGAAAUAAAUGUCUUGCAGUGGGAAAUGGAAUUUGAUCAGAAUAGAUUUAAAAAUAUAGAGGAAUCUUGGACUCAGAAAUAUGACAGACUAAACUGUGAAAAUGCAAUCCUCAAAGAGAAUUUGAAACUGAAAACAGAAGAAAUUAAAAUGUUAAAGUCUGAAAACACAGUUUUGAAUCAACAAUAUUUGGAGGCCCUCGCCAUGCUCGAUAUCAAACAGCAGAAGAUGGCUCAGGAAGGCAUGUGCCACAAUCAAAGCAGCUUUGCAGAAGCUUCAGGUCUUGAGCUCGCCGUCCUCGGAGCCUGCCUUUGCCACGGGCCUGGAGGGAGCCCCUGUUCUUGUGCCAGAAUGGCGGCGUCCACGCGGAAACUGCUUCUCCAGCUCAAACAAGAGCUGGAAGUUUUGCAGAAGAGUAAAGAGGAGGCUUACAUGAUGGCAGAUGCAUUCAGAACUGCAUUUGAGCAACAGCUAAUGAGGAAAAAUGACCAGACACUGAGUCUGACACAAGUGGAUAAAACGUGUAAAAAUGCAACAAAACGGACAAAUUGGAAGCACCUUAAAGAGGACGGUAACUAUGAAUUAUAAUGGCAACAGUCAUAUGUAAUUUUAACCAUUUUGGGGUAUAAUCAAAGUUGGCAAGGCACAAUUAAUUCAGUGUGGUAGAAAAACUGAAAUUUCACAUAUGGUUGUGAUUUAUUUAAAAAUUUAGCAGCUCCAUUGCCUUACUAGACUCUGGUGUGGCUGUGUGCUCUUUGAGCUAUGGCCAUUGCCAUGUUCCUUGGCUUUGCCCCCUCCCCUACCAUGGGGAGGUGAAUCACCUCUUUCUCUCUCAUUUACUUUUUGUU
Messenger RNA from Carlito syrichta (Philippine tarsier), 1435 nucleotides. RefSeq names its product coiled-coil domain containing 125 (gene CCDC125). The transcript is spliced from 9 exons. The record is from RefSeq and is a predicted model, not a curated record. Gene Ontology annotation, cellular component: cytoplasm. Bases 57 to 1175 code for a protein of 372 amino acids. NCBI's taxonomy places the organism in Eukaryota, Metazoa, Chordata, Mammalia, Primates, Tarsiidae. Gene Ontology annotation, biological process: negative regulation of cell motility; negative regulation of Rho protein signal transduction.